Musca vetustissima is the source of this 318-nucleotide messenger RNA. RefSeq names its product adult cuticle protein 1-like. NCBI's taxonomy places the organism in Eukaryota, Metazoa, Arthropoda, Insecta, Diptera, Muscidae. The transcript has a single exon. The record is from RefSeq and is a predicted model, not a curated record. The annotation marks the transcript as partial.
UUUCAGUUCUUCUUGGCUGUAAUUGCAUCUUUGGCUUUGAUCUUGGGUGUUCAAUCUUUUGUAUUGCCCUAUAAUGUUCCACAAGUUGUUGGUGGUGGUCUCUCGUAUACGGCCGUUUCAUCUCCCUAUUUUCCCUAUGCCGCCCAUGGCCUUGGUGUUUAUGGCCCAAGCGUUGCCGUGCAUGCUCCCUUAGCUGUUCCUGGUGUACAGGGAACAUAUGUUGCUAAGACUCGUGGAGCUGUUCACACUGCUCCUUUGGAGGGACACUUGAACUCUGUUGCUAAUGUUAAUGUUGCACCGGCUCCAGGAACAUUGUAA